AUGGGGUCUCUGCAGAAGUUAAAAUUCUUAGCAACCCAAUGUGGCGUCGCUGGAAGCCCUACCCGGAGCCCCGUAAUCCACCUCCGCCGCCCACGUCACUGCGAUCGCAACGACGAAGAGCGCCCCGUCAGGGUCAGCCGCCACAAGCUGAAGGACUUGUUCGUGUCAUCGCCGCCGUCAUUCAGCGAGAGGGCGUCGGAGAAUGUUGGGGAGAGACUGAUGCCGGCGGCCGGAGGUAGAAGAGGUGGGGCCCGCUCGCUGUCGACGGCGUUUCGGCAACGGUUGCUGUUGAGGAGGGCUUGGCGGCCGGUACUUGUAGCCAUACCUGAGUGA
Molecule: messenger RNA, 333 nt
Organism: Salvia hispanica
Lineage: Eukaryota; Viridiplantae; Streptophyta; Magnoliopsida; Lamiales; Lamiaceae
Source: RefSeq, a predicted model, not a curated record